AUGGAUUUUUAUCGUGACACUGCAAUUGAGGACUGUACAUGUGUAAACUUGGUAGAGCAUUAUCACGCAAGGUCUGGGCAAAAGGAUCUUAAAAAAGUAAUGGAUUAUAUAAAGAAGGACCUCCAGAAAGUGGCAGAUUUUGAUUCUGAAUUUGAAGUAACGCGCAAAGGAAAAGCUCGAGAGAUCCUUAACGAUUGGAAGCCAUAUAAUACUUGGAGGACACCAAGAAACAACAAAUACCGAAGGGAUUUUUCAACUGGGAUGAAACUUAGGGGAAAAAAGAAAAUCGAUUACACUAAAAGCCCAACAGAGACGAAUUCCUCUGGCUCAGAAUAUCAAGAAAAACCUAAAAAGGUAACUUAUACCAGUGUAUUUCAAAAUGAAAUAAAAAGUUCUAGUUCUCCAGCCAGAAGUUCAAGUAGUAGUAUCCAACCAGGUAGUCAACGACAAACACUGGAUUUACUGACAGAUAGUGAUGAAGUUGAGCGAGUGCAAAUGUCAGAAGAGGAUUUUAAUAAAUUCACAAAGGUAUUUCAAAAACUUGAAAAUAAAAAAAAAUGGGUAUUAACAUCUGAAAAGGUUGUCGUUAUACAAGUUUGGAAUGAGAUGCAAUUAUGA
This is a messenger RNA of Funneliformis geosporum, 618 nucleotides long. Lineage: Eukaryota; Fungi; Glomeromycota; Glomeromycetes; Glomerales; Glomeraceae. The record is from the annotation of a GenBank genome assembly.